AUGAGGUGCCGUUUACUUCGAGAUUUAAGGAAUCGUCAAGCAGUUGCCAACAGUGAGAUCACUCGGCAAGCUUUUAAAUAUAUUACUCGCAAUGAAACUUUACCGGCUCGUGUCCGUCAUCAAGCUCAACUUCAAUUGAACGCUAUGCCCAAAAACACUUCCCCUGUACAUGUUCAUAACCGUUGUGUGGCCACCGGUCAUGGAAGUGGUAUCAUUCGUGAUUUCAGACUUUGUCGAAUUCAAUUUCGUCUGAAGGCUCUGAACGGUGAACUUCCGGGCGUCAAAAAGGCAUCGUGGUAA
Molecule: messenger RNA, 300 nt
Organism: Mycotypha africana
Lineage: Eukaryota; Fungi; Mucoromycota; Mucoromycetes; Mucorales; Mycotyphaceae
Exons: 1
Coding region: 1-300 (99 amino acids)
Biological process (GO): translation
Cellular component (GO): mitochondrial small ribosomal subunit; ribosome
Molecular function (GO): structural constituent of ribosome
Source: RefSeq, a predicted model, not a curated record